UUGCACCUGUUUCUACCUCCUUUUGACAAUGGUGGCCUCCCUGAAGUCCUGGCCUCUCACGAUCGCUGUGACUCUGUGCAUCUUGUUCUGCCUGGGAACCUUGGUAGAGGCCUACCCUCAACAGCCAGAGCACCCUGGAGAAGAUGCCUCCGCUGAAGAAAUGGCCAGAUACUUGUCAGCUCUCCGACACUACCUUAACCUGGUGACAAGGCCAAGGUUUGGCAAGAGGUCCAGCCCAGAGACAUUGAUGUCAGAGCUUAUUUUUGGAGACAGCAGCAGCAACAGUGGAGCUAGCCAUGAUGACCGGUCAAGGUUCGAGGACUCCAACAUUUGGUAA
Lacerta agilis (Sand lizard) is the source of this 337-nucleotide messenger RNA. RefSeq names its product goannatyrotoxin-Vere1-like. The transcript has 4 exons. NCBI's taxonomy places the organism in Eukaryota, Metazoa, Chordata, Lepidosauria, Squamata, Lacertidae. Gene Ontology annotation, cellular component: extracellular region. Bases 29 to 337 code for a protein of 102 amino acids. Gene Ontology annotation, biological process: feeding behavior; neuropeptide signaling pathway. Gene Ontology annotation, molecular function: neuropeptide hormone activity; neuropeptide Y receptor binding. The record is from RefSeq and is a predicted model, not a curated record.